This is a messenger RNA of Epinephelus moara (kelp grouper), 2836 nucleotides long. RefSeq names its product coiled-coil domain-containing protein 136-like. The record is from RefSeq and is a predicted model, not a curated record. The transcript has 10 exons. Gene Ontology annotation, biological process: acrosome assembly; single fertilization. Gene Ontology annotation, cellular component: acrosomal membrane. The coding region runs from base 291 to 1562 and encodes 423 amino acids. NCBI's taxonomy places the organism in Eukaryota, Metazoa, Chordata, Actinopteri, Perciformes, Serranidae.
GAGGAGGAGGAGGAGGAAGAAGAGGAGGAGGGUCUGCAGAUAACAAAUCAUAAAGAGACCCAACAGAGAGCUGCAGCAGACUGAGCUGCACCAUCUGCAUCCAGCACCAGUCGUGUCUCAGCUCCAGCAGGAUGAAGGGGCUGCAGCGGCUCAGCCUGCCCGGAGCGUGAGGAGCCUUCCUGGGCUCCGUCUGCCUCGUCCUCCCCCCUCCUCACCGCUCUGUGUGGAGCUCUGAUCCUUCAUCUGUCCGUCCGUUUGUCUGCAGCAUCUCUCCAUCAUCAGCUGUAAUCAUGGAUGGACUCCGCCUGCCGCCCGUCAUCGAGGAGGUCCUUGAUCCAUCCGACGAGCUGUGCGAGCUGAAGGUGGAGAAGCCGAUCAUGUUGGCAGAAACUCUGACGGCCAAAGAGAGGGAGUCCAUGGAGGAGAAGGAGGAGACGGUGGGAGACGGAGAAAAAGGCCAGCAGGAGGAAGAGAAGGAGGUGACGGAGGAGAAGGAGGAAGAAGAGCCAGGAGGAGGAGAAGGGAAGGAUGAAGAGGAGGAGAUGGAGGAGCUGAGAGCUCAGGUGUUUCAGCUGCUGCUGGAGGUGGAGGAGGCCAGAGAGGUUUCACAAAGACACGAGGAGAGUUUCCUGGAGCUGCAGGGUCUGUUAGAGGACGAGCGACUGGCGAGCGCUCAUCAGGCGGAGAGUUUCACCAGACAGAUCCAGAGACUGCAAGCUCAGCUCCGGUCAGUGCAGGAGGAGAUGGACAGUCUGGAGGAGGAGAAGGAGAGCGAACUAGAGGAGGUGCAGGAGGAGCUCCGAUCUGCUCAGGAGGAGGUGCUGAUGCUGCAGCAGGCGGCUGAGGAGGCGGCGGGAGAGAGGGAGAACGACAUCGCCUCCCUGCAGGAGGAGCUGUGUCGGCUGCGGGCCGAGCUGCAGCGCCUCCACGCCACGGCGCAGGAGUACGAGCUGGAGAUCACCACGCUGAGGGCGGAGAUCAGCAUGAAGAGCAACAACACAGGUGAUGUGAGUCACUUGAAGGACGAGUUCGUCUCUCUGACUGAUGAACGUCAGUUUCUGGACGACGACAACAAAGACCUGAGCAGCAAAGUGGAGCAGCUACAGAAGAAACAAGACACGUGUGAUGACGUCUACCUGGCCGUCACUGACACUGAGCAUGAGCAGGUGAAGGCCGACUCUUACAUCACUCUGUCUCAGUCCGGUCCUGAACAACAGGACAGACCCUCGGAGGAUGAGGAGAAGGUCUGCAGCUCAGAGCUCAACGUCCUGAAGGUCCAGCUGAGACGAGCGGAGGACACGGCUCACAGAGUCCAGACCGAGUGUGACGGUCUGAAGGUGGAGCUGGUGGACCUGCAGCAGCUGUACGACAGCAGCCAGCGGGAGCGAGCGGCGCUGGAACAGGAGCUGCAGCGCUGCAAGGCCGAGCUACAGAAACUGGUGGGCAGGAAGUCACAGAACUGCACUGGUGCGUCUGAGCCCCCUGUUCUCUCCAUCCCCUUCAUAGGAAUGAUUGUUAUAGUGGCCUUGAUUUGGUGCUGGUGGGAGGAGCUGGCGUCCUAGAAGGGACCAGAGAGACACUGAAGGCUGGAACCUGGCGGUGGCAGCGGUUGCUGUGGCAGCCAUUGUAGUUCUGGUCGUCCCCAGCUUCACCAGGGCCUGAGGACUACACAGGAAGUGACCUCACCAGGAACUCUGGGAUUGUGGGAUUGCCGUCACCCAUCCAGCGCCGCCCUCAUACAUGUUGCUGUCCUGCUUGUCGCAUCGCUGAGACGUUUUCACCAGAAGGCCUCCGACGCCAGUGAGUUCUGGAAGGAAAAGCAAUAAGAUUGUUGAAUUUACUUAAAGACUCUGAACUUUUCCUGCAGGUCGUCGAUCAAACAUCCACCAUCAUGAUCCAAGAGUCCAACUGGGAGCUCUGGUUUUGAAUUAGUUUAUUAGUUUUCCAUUGAUUUAAAAAAAUGACCCGGGGUGGAUCAUUAUAAACUGUUUGUCUCCGUCCGUGGUGGAAGAAGUACUCUGAUCUUUACCGAAAUAAAAGUACUCAUACCACAAUGUAAAAAUACUUAGUUACAAAUCCUGCAUUCAAAAAUGGUACGCAAAGUUUAUCAACAAAAUGUACUUAAAGUUCUCAAAAUGCAAAACAGCCCGUUUCAGAGUGUCAUGUUAUAAUUAUAUAUUUCAUAUUUUUCCAGUAAUGCAGUAUUUUACUGUCGCAGGUUGAGGAAGGGCCGAUUCUGACGACUUCAAAGUACUAUAAUAUAUAUUUAAAAACAGUCAUAUUUUAUUUUAAUACGUGUUUUGUAUGUAAAAUUUGAACUUACAAAGUAACCUAAGUUAUCAGCUAAAUGUAGUGGAGUAAAUAGAAUAAUAUUUCCCUCGGAAAUGUGUUGCAGUAGAAAUAUAAAGUAGCAUAAAAAGUACCUCCAGAUUGUGUUUGCGUACUUGAGUAAAUGUACUUAUUUAUUUUCUUACACUGUUUACAGUACAUGUGGUCCUGUGGUGUCGAAUUAGAAACUGAAGAUAUAAAACACACAAAGCUGCUGAUUUAAUAUUCAACAUAAAAACUCUCUCUAAAUUCUUUAGAGCUGCAACUUCCGAUCACUUUUAUUUAAACUAUUUACCAGUUAACUGAUUAAUCAUUUGGUUUGUAAAAUCAAAACUGAAACCAUCUCUAAAGAUCACUUCCAGAGAAAAGUAGCAAAUGUUUCGUAUGUUAAUGAUUUAAUCUAAUAAUAUUUUUGUCGACUGACAAAUUGUUUCAGCACUAAAUUGUUUGCCUUAUUUUUCCGCACUGGAUUUAAACAAUAUUUUGCACUCACUGAGUUGAUGACGGA